Tympanuchus pallidicinctus (lesser prairie-chicken) is the source of this 2782-nucleotide messenger RNA. It is a transcript of the gene BHLHE41, whose product is annotated as basic helix-loop-helix family member e41. Gene Ontology annotation, cellular component: nucleus. The transcript has 5 exons. Gene Ontology annotation, biological process: regulation of transcription by RNA polymerase II; regulation of neurogenesis; anterior/posterior pattern specification. NCBI's taxonomy places the organism in Eukaryota, Metazoa, Chordata, Aves, Galliformes, Phasianidae. The record is from RefSeq and is a predicted model, not a curated record. The coding region runs from base 170 to 1495 and encodes 441 amino acids. Gene Ontology annotation, molecular function: protein dimerization activity; DNA-binding transcription factor activity, RNA polymerase II-specific; RNA polymerase II cis-regulatory region sequence-specific DNA binding.
GGGAGCGACGGGGGCGGGGGGGCCGAGCAGCCGCACGCUUUCGCCACUGCACGGGAAAGGGGGCCGGAGGCUGCAUGUGCGCAGCUCCGCCCGCGGAUCCCCGAAGCCCGCUCGCAGCAUCCCGCGGAUCCCGGCCAGCGCAGCGAGGGAACGCCGCCCGCCGCCUGCCAUGGACGAGGGCAUCUCCCGCCUGCCCGAGCGGCAGCUGCUGGAGCACCGCGAUUUCAUAGGGCUGGAGUACCCGGCGCUCUACAUGUGCAAGCCCAAGCGCGGCGUGAAGCGGGACGAGAGCAAGGAGACGUACAAACUGCCGCACCGGCUGAUCGAGAAGAAGCGGCGGGACAGGAUCAACGAGUGCAUCGCGCAGCUGAAGGACCUGCUGCCCGAGCACCUCAAGCUCACGACGCUGGGGCACCUGGAGAAGGCGGUGGUGCUGGAGCUGACGCUGAAGCACCUGAAGGCGCUGACGGCACUGACGGAGCAGCAGCACCAGAAGAUCGUCGCGCUGCAGAGCGGGGAGCGCUCCGUCAAGUCUCCGGUGCAGGCCGACCUGGACGCUUUCCACUCGGGCUUUCAGACGUGCGCUAAGGAGGUGCUGCAGUUCCUGUCCCGCUCCGAGAGCUGGACCCCCCGCGAGCAGCGCUGCGCCCAGCUCCUCGGCCACCUGCACGCCGUCUCCUCGCAGUUCCUGCCCGGCCCGCGGCUCCUCUCGCCGCCGCCGGGCCCGCUCGCCAAGGGACCCUCCUCCUCUUCCUCCCCGCCCGCCCCCCUCCGCGCGCCGGCCCGCAAGCCGGAGGGCCAGGCGCACUGCGUGCCCGUCAUCCAGCGGACUCACGCCGCCGAGCCGGGCGCCGAGACCGACACGGACACGGACAGCGGCUACGGCGGAGAGGCCGAGGCGCGGCCGGAGCGCGGCGCAGGGCCGGUCGGGCCGCUCCCCGCGCUGCCCGUCAAGCAGGAGCCGGCAGGGGACGAGGCGCCGCCCGCGCCCAAGCGGCCGAGGCUGGAGCGGGGCGGCAGCCCCCCGCCCGGCGCCGCCCUGCCCGGCGCUGCCCGCGGCGCCGACGCCGCGCUGCUGAGCUCGCUGAUGGCGCUGGGCGCGGGCGGCGGCGCGGCGCCCUUCGGACAGCCGGCGGCCCCCUUUUGCCUGCCCUUCUACUUCAUCUCCCCCUCGGCCGCCGCCGCCUACGUGCAGCCCUUCCUGGAUAAGGGCGGCCUGGAGAAGUACCUCUAUCCCGCCGCCCCCAUCCCGCUGCUCUACCCCGGCAUCCCGGCGCAGGCGGCCGCCGCCGCCGCCGCGGCCGCCGCGGCCGCCGCCUCCUUCCCCUGCCUGUCGUCCGUGCUCGGCCCCGCCGAAAAGGCGGCCGGGCUGUCCCCGGCGCCCCACCUGCCGCCCCCCUUCGCCGCCGCCGCCGCCGCCGCGGUGCCCGCCGCCGAGCCCGGCGAGGAAGCGGAGCCCGCGACCGCCGAAGAGCCCGGCACCGAAGGGCAGUGAGCGCGGAGGGCGGGCGGGAGGAGGUGCCGAAGGGGUCCGCGGAGCCCCCCGCGCCGCUGCCCCACAGAGGACCGUCCCGGACGAAAUUUGCUACUCAGUAUUUUUUUAAUGUUUGGCUUUAUAAGUGCAUACAUAUGUUAAGGAAAAAAAAAAAGAAAAAGAAGAAGAAAAGGAAGAGAAAUAGUAAGGAUACUUUUUUUUUUUUCUCUCUCUCUCUCUAAGGUAACUUAAAUGUCGCACCUUAUUGUGAUGGGUUUGUAGUGUCCCUGGGUCCCGCCGAGAUGCUCGCACCGCGCCGCGCGGGCUCAGGUUGGGGCGGAGGGGCGGCGGAGCCCCGCACCUGUGCCAGCACUUUAUGGGCGGCCGCAGUGCCUUGGGCACCCCGGGGCGCCGCCGGCUUCGGGAGUGCGGGGAAGGAGGGCAGUGCCGUUAUGUAACCCCGCGUUCGGCUGUUCUGUUUUCGGCUGAGGUAUACAGCUGCGGCGGGUGCGUCUGUGCUCACCCGUCUUUAUUUAAUUCAGUAUGUUCCCCAGAGAUUUCCCCCCGAACCGUGCUGUAUAAGAUGAAUGUUUCUGCACUGAACUACGGAAAGAAAACCCCUCUCUCUCUCUCCCUCCCUUCCCUAAGAAAGCGGAGAGCGGCUCGUCAGCCCGAGCUCGUUUGAGCAUAAAUUCUGACUGACACAAACCGGAGGAAAUCCCCCCCCUCCCGCUUUGCAAUCGGACGCCGAGACCUUUGGGGCAACUUUCCCGGCCGGGCUCUCCCCUCAUCCCACUCCCGAGCACCGCGAUUUCCCUUUCUGGAGCCAAACCAGACGCCAGAUAAUCACACAGAUAAAGCUUUUAUAAUAAGGCUUAAACCGAGACCUUGCCUGGAUAUUUUUAGUUUGUUGCCAAGGUAGCACUGUGAGAAAUCUCACUUGAAUGUUAUGUAAGAGGUGAGACACAACAGUCUGACUCGGCGCGAGCGCGUACCCGGCUCGGCCCGGCGCUUCGGUGCAUUGCUGCUGCUGUUGCUGCUGUUCGCCUCAAACGCUGUGUUUAAACAACGUUCCAGACCUUAGCGGCCUACCGAGUGGCUGUAUGUACAUAGUUGUUAAUACAUCCAAUUAAUGAUGUCUGACAUGCUAUUUUUGUAGGGAGAAAAUACGUGUUAAUGAUAUUUUGAGUUAAAUAUCUUUUGGGAGGAUUUGCUGAAAAAGUUGCACUUUUGUUACGAUGCUUACGCUUGAUACAAGCUUACGCUGUCUUAAAUUAUUAAAAGAAAAUAAAUCCUGUCUGCAAGAAA